Messenger RNA from Petromyzon marinus (sea lamprey), 1578 nucleotides. Its product is annotated as cystatin-B-like. Gene Ontology annotation, cellular component: cytosol. Gene Ontology annotation, molecular function: cysteine-type endopeptidase inhibitor activity. The record is from RefSeq and is a predicted model, not a curated record. Lineage: Eukaryota; Metazoa; Chordata; Hyperoartia; Petromyzontiformes; Petromyzontidae.
AUUAGCCACCACGGCCCCGGAUCGACGUCAGACUCGUGAGGUUUGAUCCGCUGACGACGCCGCUCCUUCCUCCUCUUCUUGUUCCGCCUUUCUCGCCUGAGUCGUUCACCGAGCCGAGCCGAGAUGCUGUGUGGAGGAACUCACAAGGUGCAGACGGCUACAGCGGACAUACAAAAGAUCGCCGAAGAGAUGAAGUCACACGCGGAAGAGAAGACGGGCAAGAAGUUCACCGUCUUUGAGGCGAAGACCUUCACCACGCAGGUGGUGGCAGGGACCAAUUACUUCAUCAAGGUCCACGUGGGGAACGAGGAGUACAUUCACCUGCGCGUGUACGAGCCUCUGCCGCACACAAACCAGAAGCGCAGCCUGCACAGCGUGGAGCACCCCAAGCAGCUGGGCGACGAGCUGAAGUACUUCGGCUGAGCCGGAAUUGCCAGUGGCCACACGUGCGUGCGCGUGCGUGCACGUGCCCGCGCGUGCGUGCGCGCGCCCGCGCGUGCGUGCACGUGCCCGCUCGCUCGCCAAAACAGAGCACGCAAAAUGCAUUACAACCGACCGCUCGGUUACUGCCACCACCACCACCACCACGACCACGACUCUUGCGAUUGUGUAAACGACAGCCUGUUCCCCAUUGUUAAUGCACGGUGUGAUCGACGUUCAUUUGUGCUGGCCUCGGUUUAUUUGUUCUCGUCGUGAUGCCGUGGCGACAGGGAACCAGGCCGCCACCGUGGGUUUCUGGACACGCUCAACGUUUUUUGGAUUUUCCGAGAAGACAAACUUAACAAUUUGGACCAAAAUCCUCGUCUGAUAUCUUCUUCCAUGCCCCGCCGUCUUUGCGUUUGUGAAAUUGACUUUUCCUGCUCGCUGCGAAUUGACAGAUUUGGAGAAGUCGAUUGGCAGAAUUCAUCCAAAUGUCCGCGUAUAGAAAUGCAUUGUGGAAAAUUACGGGUAAAAAGGAUACGUAGAACUCGAGUUCCAUGUAUAGAUAAAAACACGAUGACAAUUAAGAUGGAUUUUAUACACUUUUUGACAAUAAAACAAGAGGCGUUAAGAUGUUCAAACACCAAAUAAAAACCUUUUGCAAGGGACAAAGUCUGCAUGAACCACACGUGCGGCAAAACAUGCAAUCAAACAUGCUCUCAUAAUAUACGCAUUGUCUUUGAAACUGAUUGGCCUACACGGGAAGACAGCCUUCUUUAGGGCCGUGUCUCACCACCGGUGUUAAACCAGAGAACGCAAAAAGGCGAACAGUGCAGAGACAAUGCGAGUAUCGGAGCAUUUAGAGCUCGGGUCGAGCAGUUUUUACUAAAAAGGUCCCAACACGUUGGAGGAGAACGAUGCAAACAAUAAAACAUUUCUUGAAGGUGAGCAGGCCUGGCCUUUGCAGUGAAUGACGCGGUCUUAUAAAUGGUCUUGCGCGUUUAAGGGAAAAACUCGCAGGCCGAAACUGCACUAAACGUUAACUUUGUACGAGAGAUGUAUUAACUUGGGAGAAUCUGAAGUACUAUCCUAGUGUGUUCGGCUGCGGAUCGUGGGUGUGGGUUUAGCUGAUUGAUAAAUAAAUGGCUUUAAAAAAAA